AUGGCUGAAGGCGCGAACGUCAUGCAUCAUUGCAACGAGGUCCUCAAGAUCUCCGCCAAGCUUAGCGGCAUCGGUGCGAAGAUGGAAGACGAAGACGUUGCAAUUUGUCUGCUACUCAGUCUUCCAAAGAGCUACGAAAAUGUGGUGCUCAACAUGGAAAUGAGCAGCACCGAGCUUCGCACUCAAGAUGUGGUGAGAGUACUGACGAAUGAGCAUGCCAAGCGUCAAGGAGAAAAAGGGUCAACGACAGCGACUACGGUGAAGGCUGAAGAUGCAACCAAGGCAUUCAGCGCCGAGCGUGAGCCUUACCAAAGCACGUAUUGUGGCAAGUGGGGACAUCAUGAUGAAGGCAAUGGCUACGAUCGAGUGGCGUUUGCAGUCUCGUUCGAAUGUGGAGUUUCGACGAGCAAGGACGUGUCUGGAAUGUGGGCCGUCGACAGUGGUGCAACGCACCACAUUUGCCACGACAAGACCAAGUUCGCAAGUUUGGCAGAGCGCAAUGAGGGCGAACUCUUGGUGGCUGAUGGCAACAAGGUGGCCAUCAAGGGUGUGGGAACCAUCAUUGAAAAGGUGGUUCUGCCCAACGGUGAAGAGCGUGAGAUCGAAAUCAAGAACGCGCUAUAUGGUCCAAGUAUGAGCAAGAACCUGCUCUCGGUGCCACAGAUCAACAGCCAUGGCAAGUUUGAAGUCGUUUUUAACGCGUCCAAGAUGUAUGUGACUCUCAAGAACUCACAGCAAGUGGUGGCGACAGCGGAUCUCGUGGAUGGACUCUACUGGCUUCGUACGACUCAACGAUCAGCGAAUGUGACAACAAGUGGAACCAGUUGUGCCGAUCUACAUGCGAGAAUGGGUCAUGCUACAGUCGACGUGCUUCGCAAGAUGGUCUCCAACAACAUGAUCAAAGAUGUGGAAGUGCCUCUCAAGUCAAGUGGAUCAGGUACAUGUCGAGAAUGUCAGCAAGGAAAAAUGGUCCAAAACCCAUUCCCAAGCAAUCGUGACAAGCGAAGUUACGACACGUUCGAGCUACUUCAUCUGGACAUCUGCGGGUCCAUGGAAAAGGAUUCGCUCGGUGGCAGCAAAUAUUUGCUGCUGAUCAUCGACGAAGCCAGUGGAUGCAUGAAGGGCUUUUGUCUACGAGUGAAGUCCGAGAGUGAAGAAUACAUCCGGAAAUAUAUCACCAUGGUACAGACGCAAUUCUGUAAGAAGGUCAAGCUCGUGCGACACGACGGAGCUCGCGAGUUUGCAACCAACUCGCUUCAACUGUUCUACGAAGACGAAGGCAUUGAACAGCAGACAACGGUGCCGUAUGCACAUCAAACAAACGGAACAGCAGAGCGUGCCAUUAGGACUAUUGUCACGAUCGGCCGCAGCAUGCUUCAUCAUGCCAAACUGGACAAGUGUUUCUGGGCCGAAGCAGCGAUGACGGCCAUCUACGUCAAGAAUCGACUGCCGUCACCUAAAGUCGUGCACAAGACCCCGUUUGAGAUCGUCUACAACUUGAAACCAAGCGUCAAGCACAUGUCAACAUUCGGGUGUCAGACAUACAUACUGACGCCUAAAGAGAAUCGACUCAAGUGGGAUCCAAAGGCUGGCGCUGGCAUGCCCGUGGGCUACGAAGAAGUGUCGAAGGCGUAUCAAGUUUAUGACGUUGAGGCGGGGAAGGUGGUCGUCAAUCGUGAUGUCAACUUCGACGAAUCCACCUGUGGACUUCAACUUCCGAUCACUGAUGAAGGUGCCGAUGACCUGGACUUCGAAUUGCUGGAUCUUGAUGACGAAGAGCUGCGUCAAAUGGAGUACAACAAACAGGCAAGCGCAAGAACCGACUCAAUGAUGAAGAUACAGCAGCUCCACGACCGCGUGCAGUGCGUCAACGACCAGGACUAG
Messenger RNA from Peronospora matthiolae, 1884 nucleotides. The record is from the annotation of a GenBank genome assembly. Lineage: Eukaryota; Oomycota; Peronosporomycetes; Peronosporales; Peronosporaceae.